AAAGUGUCAUAAAGUAAAAAGAAAAACAAUAAGAAUUCAGAACUUGAGUAACUUUAUAAGAAAAUAGGAAAGAAAAUGAGAGGAGACUAUAGCAUUGCCAAGAACGGUAUAGUCUGGUGCUUUGUGUUGCAAGUCAUCAUAUUCUAUGUAGAAUCGAUAGAAGUUGGAGAUGUAAGUUUCACGAUAGCGAUGAAAAACGAAAUGUACGGCUUAAAACGUCCAUCAGUUGUCUACCGGUGUAAGUCAUCUGAAAAAUCCCUCCGGUGGCACAGCUCGCGUCCCAAAACGCAAUUUUCAUGGGAUUUUGAUGUACCGCCGUUUGGAAACGGCGUGGUGAUUCACAUAUGCCAUUUCCUGUCAAGCCAAGGGACAGCGCAUGUCGAGAUCAAGACGUUGUCGAUGACAUCUAUGUUGUGCGGAGGACAUGUGUGUAAAUACGUCAUCAAGCCGAACGGUAUAUAUUUCGUUGGUUUUGAGACGUACUAUCCGCACAACAUUUUGUUAAGGUUUAUGGAGUUGGUAAGGCCUGUUGAAAAGCUUGUCGAGCCAUGGAAGGCGUGGUCUCCGAGGCAGUUAAAAGCUUUGAGAGCGGAACGCAAUCGCACCAUGUCAAGCGAUGACAAAGAUUAUGAUGAUGACGACAAGGAAAAGGACGAUUAGGUAUAGAACACAAGAAAGAGACAGAAGAAAUGAUGAAGAAUAUAGUAGUUUAUGUUCUUUCUGUGAUAUGUACCAAAAUGGUAUGUAUUGUACUUUUGUAUCUUAAUAUGUCGACCAAAAAUAAGAAAAUUCUUUAUUUUUAACAUAAUUUGGCUCUACAAUCUGACUUGUCUUUGUGUUAAAGAAACCUCUCUAUUUGUGUUCAAUAAUUAAAAUGUUUCUUCUAUAAUAUUGGAUGAUCAUAACAACUUUGAUGUGUGGAUGACACCCACAAUAUCACACAGAUACUUACGAG
Brassica napus (rape) is the source of this 955-nucleotide messenger RNA. RefSeq lists its product as uncharacterized. The record is from RefSeq and is a predicted model, not a curated record. The transcript has a single exon. The coding region runs from base 76 to 660 and encodes 194 amino acids. Lineage: Eukaryota; Viridiplantae; Streptophyta; Magnoliopsida; Brassicales; Brassicaceae.